This is a messenger RNA of Phymastichus coffea, 924 nucleotides long. RefSeq lists its product as uncharacterized. Bases 1 to 924 code for a protein of 307 amino acids. NCBI's taxonomy places the organism in Eukaryota, Metazoa, Arthropoda, Insecta, Hymenoptera, Eulophidae. Gene Ontology annotation, cellular component: chitin-based extracellular matrix. The transcript is spliced from 3 exons. The record is from RefSeq and is a predicted model, not a curated record. Gene Ontology annotation, molecular function: structural constituent of chitin-based larval cuticle.
AUGAAGUCUUUCGCUCUGCUCUCCCUGUUCGUUGUCUCGGCGUUUGCCGGCGAGAUCCUGCACGAGCCUCUGGUGAACCCACUGCCCUCGUUCAGCCAGGAGCAGAACACGGCCACUGGCGAGUACGGCUACAGCUACCAUGGUGGCCCCUCGGCCAAGACUGAGUUCCGUGCCUCGGACGGCACCACCACUGGCACCUACAGCUACGUCGACGCCCACGGCCUGCUGCAGACGGUCAACUACAUCGCCGAUGAAUUCGGCUUCCGUGCCGCGGGAAGCAACAUCCCCAGCGACGGGGUCAGCGCCCUCGAUGCCCACUUGACCGAGCAAUCGCGCCAGACCCUGAACGCUCUCAGCCAGAGGAAGAAGCGCGGCAUCUUCGUCGAGCCCAUUCUCGCAGCCGCCCCCGCCGCCCACCUACCCGUGGCCAGCUCCCACCAGAGCCGCUUCCAGAUCCACAACGGAGCCAAGAUCAUCGAGGAAGUGCGCAGCCCGGUGAUCGCCAGCGCGCACCACGUUCCUCUGCUCUUCCGCAAGAAGCGCGGCAUCUACACCGCCGAGGCUCCGCUGCCGCCCACCACCGCCAAGAUCCUUGACGAGCUCGCCCCGAAGCCUGUGCUCGUGCACGCCGCCCCUACCGCCGUGGAGGUGCGCACCGCGCUGCCCGCCGUCGCCACCACCUCCUACACCCAGCACUUGCCGGUGGCCACCUCCAGCCAGAGUCGCUUCCAGCUCCACAACGGCGCCAAGAUCUUCCAGCAGACCAGCCUGCCCGUCUUCGCCCCGAUCUUCCCGGCUCACUUCGCUCCGUCCUUCCCGGCUCACUUCGCCCCAGCGUUCCCGGCUCACCCCGUCGCACCCGCCUUCCCCGCGUCCCAGGCCGUGAUCGCCGACGGCGACAGCAUCACCGUCGAGAGUGCCUAG